UCUUGAGAGUACAACCACCCUAAAGCAGUAAAAAUAAAUGGAAGAAACCGGAAAGGAAACCAGCGUAGUAGCCGUGUCCGCAGACGCAGCACAAGACGCCAUUAACUUCUUCCUCUUAGUAAUUUAAAGGCGCGAGAGAGAGAGAGAAUGGGACUCUCGGCGAAGGGGAAGACCGGCGGCGAAGGUUGGGGAAUGGGUCUGCUCCUGGUUUUCUUUCCAUACGACGGCGAUUCCCCCAUUAAUGUUCAGAAGAAGAAGAAUUUCUUCUCUUCUUCUUCUGCUUCUUCAUCUUCGUCUUUCUUGAAAUCUGGUAACAGUGUUCUCAGAAGCAGCCAUUCAAGUGUACUCCUCUCGAAGGCGCAGUCCACAAUCUCCAUUUGCGCUCUCAUCGUCUUCGUUUCGCUCCUCUUGUUCACGCUCUGUACAUUCGAACCCACGAUUCCCCCCAAUCCGGGUUUCGAGGCUCACCCCGUCUCUUCCCGGAGAUGGUUAUCGGAAAAGCGCCAUUCGAUUUCGCACAAUUCUUCAGUUUCUUCCUCCAAUUGGGUUCACAGAGUUCUCUGGAGGAAGAACCAAUCCCCCAAGAAUGCGAGAUUUGUUGGUUUUCCGCAUCCAAUUGCGUUGCAGGGGAUGGGCGCUCUGUUCAGGCGAGGUACGAAAGCCAUGAACGAUCUCGUUGUCGGUCAUGUCACGGAAAAAGUUUCGGAAGAAGAGCUUCGCUUGUUCUUGAGACUAUUCCACCGGUCCGGUCUCCCUGCAAGAUCCGAUUUCGUUUUGAUCUUCGAUUCUGCGUCGUCUCUGCUUUCAUUUCACUCAGUUAUUCAAGAAGAGAACGAGUCGUUCUCGAGAUUGAUUGACCGGUACAGAGAAUUGUCGAACGAGACGACUGAGAAAUCGCUGCUGAGUUUCGAAAUAGGUCCGUUCUUGAAGGAUGGGAAGAACGAGAAAGAGCAGAAAGAGCCUCUGUGGGGGAAGAAGAGCUCUCGAGAGAGCAAUAAUCAUAGUAACUCAGACAGGGGUAAUGAACAGAGAACCGAGUUGGGUCAGCUGAGUUACGGCUCCGUGGUGGGUUUCGACUCGGCGGAGCUAGAGCCGGAGAACUCGCUCGCAGGAUUCUUCGACCACGUUCCAAUGAGUCUCCGUCGGUGGGCCUGUUAUCCGAUGCUGCUCGGCCGACUCCGUCGCAAUUUCAAGCACAUCAUGCUCGUCGACGUCAAGAAAUCGGUGGUGCUCCGCGACCCGCUCGGCCGAGUCAGGAGUCGGAGCCCAGAGUCGGUGUACCUGUGGACGAACGCAGAGGGUGGUAGCACUCCUAGUCGGCACGGCCGGAAGAACUCGGACAAGACUCGGUCGCAGAGGCUAAACUCGGCGGUGGUAAUGGGCGGCGUUCGAGGUGUGCGGCGAUUGUCGAGCGCUAUGCUGGUGGAAAUCGUUCGGGCGGCGACUCAGCACAAGAGCAAGCCUCCGGUGUCCGAGUCGACGGCGCUGAGUCAACUCGCCCAGAACGGGUUCAUGCUGAAGAACAUUAAUUUGGUGACGUCGGCGGCGCCAAUUCCGGACCCGAGUUCCCUCACCGACGCGAACUCAGCGGCGUCGCCGGCGGCGCCCCGGCAUGCGGUGGUUAUGCGCGGCGGGAGAAAUCACGAUCUUAAUUCCAUUAUUAUGAAAGAAAUCUGUUCACGUGAAUUAGAAUUUUCUGUUUAUAGAGAUUGCUCUAUACAGAGAGAUUAAUUAGAAUAAGUGAUUUCGUUAUUAUUAUUUUUUUGCCCAUACAAAAUUUAUCUUCUCAGAGUGUAUAGAAAUAGGAAUAGGAUUAUGAGGGGGAAAAAAAGAAUUUUUAAUUUUCAGUUUUUCUAGGUUUGUUAUUAGUUAAGAUUGUUUGUUUUUUUUUUUUUUAUUUGAGGAAGUUAAGAUAGUGUUUGGGCAGUUUGAAUUUGUACAAAUUUGAAUAAAAUUUAAUAUAAAUUUAUAUUAUAUUUUAUUUAAA
Molecule: messenger RNA, 1987 nt
Organism: Malania oleifera
Lineage: Eukaryota; Viridiplantae; Streptophyta; Magnoliopsida; Santalales; Ximeniaceae
Exons: 1
Coding region: 148-1731 (527 amino acids)
Source: RefSeq, a predicted model, not a curated record